GUGUAGUACAGUAUAAGAAAAACAAUGGCAACGCAGUUGACUACGGAAGGAAAAUAGCCACUAUCCAUUUAAACUAGAAAAACAGGCGGCAAAACGAAACCAGUGGUACUAACUGCUUUAGUAUUUUCUGUAGUUUUACUCAGCCUUUCAUGAUAUUCUCCAACCACAGACAGGAUAUUCCGCUGGGUUAACUACCAAGACGAUGUGAAGAAGUCUUUAUUUGUAUGCAGCCGACAGGUAGGAUAUACCGCGCAGUGCAAGGCUACCGAAAAUAACUGGAGUCUGCCAGGAGUCUGCUCAUAACAUUUCGUGUUCCGGUUUGCUAAAUUGAAACGUUUUUGUCAUUGAGAGUGUAGUUUUACAUGUCUAUGCACUCUGUUUUGAUAUCGCUAUUGCAAACAAAAUGGAGGUUGCUAAGUUGUCUGUACCAUGGACCAGGCUUAGUUUAACAGCGAGUGUUAUUGAACUGUUUCUGUGAGAGACAUAGUUACACAUAAAUACAUUAAACUCAUAGACGGAUUCAUUCCAGAAUAAAAGCACAAAUUAUGUAACGUUAAUGAUUAUGUUUACAAUAAAACAGGGUGUUUUGUUAUGGGACACGCCUCACUAACAGGCAUUAAAACAAUAGAAUAUUAAAAGGAGGUCCAGACACACAGAAUGACCGACUCUGAUGACACAGCCAGUGUUCCCGGCUGCUCCGGCCUCAGCAGCGAGACAGGGCUGAGUUUCCCAACGGGCAGAGGACUACUAGGCCGGGUAAGGAGUCUGUCCUCCCCCGCCCCCCCUGCAAGACUGACCUCGCUCAGAACAAGGGACUUGACACUGGGGGGAGUCUUUAAGAAACCAAAGAAAUGCUUUGAGCCAAAUGUCCACGCUGUGAGGAAAAACAAAGAUGAGUUAAAGGAAGAGAUCAGAGCGGCUCCUAAAAAAGAGAAGAGAGAGAGGGAUGAGAGGAAGAGGGAGAGCAGGGGGAGGAGGAGAGAGAGGCCGCAGACCAUCCAGUCUCACUCCAUCUUCGAGCAGGGUCCUGCCGACACCUUACGCAAAACAGGCUGGCGUGGUGCUACAGACCUACACGCCUCCACCACAUCUCCUGCCUGUAAACUGGUGAAGAAGGAGAGGAAGGAGUCAGAGGAGGAUGAAGAUGAGAUACUCAGUAAACUACAAAGGGACGAUUUCAUAGAUGAUCCAGGUCUGAGGAACGAUGAAAAGCUGACGCCCAUCCAGCUGCCUCUGUGUCAGCCCAGCAGCUUCUCAAAGACACGGACAUCCAGCACAUGUCCAGAGAAGCCUCGUGUGUUCAGAGCUCCAUCCUGUAGAGCCGGAAUCAGAACAGAGCUGCCCAGAGCAGAGCAGCCUUCUGUGGGAGAGCUGCUGCAGCAGCUCAGACUGUCGGACAGAGAGGAGCUCUUCUUCAUGCAGCUUCCUGACAGCAUGCCGGGCAGAGCUGCACAGAAAGUGGACCCCCCUCCAGCACCUGCAGCAGAGAAACCUGACAAGAAGGAAGGCAAGCUUGCAGACAAGAGGCCGGCACAGCUGCAAGCACAGGUGCCGCUGAAGGAAGGCUGUCCUGUGCUGUCCCAGCUGCCUGAAGGAUUUCUGGGUAAACUGCAGAUCAGGAAGUCCGGAAAGGUGGAGCUGAAGAUGGGUCAGGUUGUGAUGGACGUCUCUGAGGGAGCUGCUUUCUCCUUCCUGCAGCAACUGGUGUCUGUGCGUCUGUCUGACGGUCGAACUGGAGACAUGAUGGUGUUGGGAAACGUCCGUCACAAACUGGUCUUGUCUCCUGACUUCCAGGCGUUACUGAGGGAAGCUUCACCACAGCAGUCACAAGGACCCUGAACGCCUCUCGAGGUCACUGACUCUUUGACACUGUGUACGAUGGCUGAUCGGAUGUUGUGGGAUCACACCCACACACCACUGUGAAGGAAGUGACCUGGAGUCUAAUAUAUUCUUCAUACCUCUGGUUUGAGGUUAAGGCAGCUAUGCAGGCUAUCAACGGCAACCUGCAUUAUUUGUAUGCUUGAAUUGAGCCUAGCACAUUUUAAAUAUCGUGUGAUAGAAAAACAAACUCAUAAACAGUUUUUACCUCUGAUGUGAAGACACUGCCAGUUUUUGGAAAGAUGCUUUAAAAUUAUGGUAUUAGAACCCUCCCCACUGAUCUACAAGGACUCAAUUGUAGAUGUUACCUGAGCACUGAAUACCUGUUAACUGAUGACUUCUCUCACUCUAUCAGUUGUAAAUGCACCAGCAGAGCACUCAGAAUGAUAGUGACACCAGGUUGUUAUCAUAUGCCGGAAGCUUCCAGACUUUAGUCCAACACUGAGUGACUGUAAUUUGAAUUUACAGAUUCUUUCAUAAUGGAACUUUCCCAUGCUUCAGUGUAUCAGUCUGACAGUGUGGAUGAUAGUUGAUCCAGUAGAUGCACUUAUUGCAGUUACAUUUUCUCUCCACUAGAUGGCGCCUACUAUACAUUUUGUAUUCUGAUCUGCUGUUAAUCUGUUACUUCCUCUAUUUUUAAUUGUCUGUUUUAACAUGCUUUGUAUAUUCUAUUUUUGUAAACCUGUAAUUAUCUCUUGAAGAAAAUAGAUUUGAAUGUCAAGGGACUUCCUGGUUAAAUAAAAAAACAACUCAUGUA
Molecule: messenger RNA, 2635 nt
Organism: Notothenia coriiceps (black rockcod)
Lineage: Eukaryota; Metazoa; Chordata; Actinopteri; Perciformes; Nototheniidae
Product: DNA-directed RNA polymerase III subunit RPC4
Exons: 8
Coding region: 658-1839 (393 amino acids)
Biological process (GO): tRNA transcription by RNA polymerase III
Cellular component (GO): RNA polymerase III complex
Molecular function (GO): DNA binding
Source: RefSeq, a predicted model, not a curated record